UUAUGAGUUCAGCAGUUCAAGUUACCCAGCUACAGAAUGUAAGUAGCGUUUAUACGACGAGCAAACAUCUGCAUUUAAAGUGUUUCCAUUCACAAAUAGCUGCAGGUGAUUUGAACUACAGCGGCGUCCCCAGUUAUUAUUGAAAUGUACUAGGAACAGGUACAUUUAAUCCAAAUGUUUUCAAGUUGUGAUUAAGCUUCUGGCACACGCCCAUGGAUGAUCACAGUUGAGAAGGAUAUCUGAGUCGACUUGCUGAGACUGAAAUAACUUGCCGGGGAGAAUUAAUCUAAAACAAGCUUUUUAUUAAGAUAAUACUGGCAAAGAACAAAUAAUGUCAGAGAAGAAGGGACAGGACGGUUGCAGGGUGAAGGUUUGGAAGCAGGACCCAAGUGUGUCCAAACUUGGUGUCAGGACAUCAUACAUACACACUCCAGUGAAACCUGGACCCCGGGACGACAAGAUUGUCGUCGCCAACAAACCCAUUAGAUAUUCCAAUGGCGACGGUACAUUUACGAAGAUGAAGGGUGUGAAAACCGUUGGGAAGAAUAAAAAGGGAGAUUUGAUGUUCAGUCCCAAGAAAGAAUUAGAAAAGUUUGAUGCCGUACAUACUUUUGCCGUCGUAAGACAAGUUGUUACGAUGUUUGAACGAGCGUUGCGUCGGAUGAAAAUAUCUCAAAGUUUAGAGUGGCAAUGGGGUAAAACACCAAUUACAAUCCAUCCCAACGCUGGAUACUGGGACAACGCAUUUUACAAUCGAGACUGGAAAGCUUUAUGUUUCUUCUCUUUCUACCCUGGAGAUGAUGCUAACAAAGAAAUGAUUUACACAUGUCGAUCGUUUGAUAUCAUUGCUCACGAGACUGGCCACGCCGUACUGGAUAGUCUAAGACCCGGAUGGUAUGACGACGAAGCCAUCGUUCAAACUGGCGCACUCCACGAAUCAUUUGGGGAUCUCACGUGCAUAUUUCUUAUGCUUGACCAGAUGGAUAUAUGCGAAGCGAUCAUUGCCGAGUCCAAAGGUAACCUUCACAAGAAAUUCUUCUUUACGAUCAUAGGUGAACAAUUCGGGAAAGGACUAGGAUACAAGCUGGGUUUGAGAAAUGCAGAUAAUAAUCUGAACCUUACUAAGGCCGGGAAUGAGGUACACAGUCUCUCCAGAGUCUUCACAGGCGCUGUGUAUGAUAUCAUGGCAGGUAUGUUCUACUCUCUGAGGGAGCCAGAUCUCCAUAGCCAGGCCGAGACUUUGUUCAGAGUUGGCAAGCACAUCUGCUCCCUCGUCAUCAUGGCUGUACUGAAGUCCCCAUAUAAUAAUGCUAGCUUUAAAGAUGUAGCAGAAAAUAUGAUAAAAUAUGAGCAAGACGACCCAUGGAAAGAAAAGAUCAGGGAGGAAUUUAGCAAACGUCAAGUCUUAGGGCCGAACGCUUUGAAAAUGAAUAAACAUAAUAAAGUAAAGGGGUUUGUGAAGAAUUGUUGUGUUACAAUGCGCCACAGCAAAGUACCAGAUAAUAUUGAUACCGUCCCCAAACGUAAACGCAAGUCUUCGACUUCAAGAGGUGAUUCCCCAAAGAGAAAAAAGAAGGAUAACAAUAGCAACAAGAAAAAGAAUAAAAGCAGGAAGCCGAAAAAUCCGAAAUAA
This is a messenger RNA of Owenia fusiformis, 1633 nucleotides long. Lineage: Eukaryota; Metazoa; Annelida; Polychaeta; Sabellida; Oweniidae. The record is from the annotation of a GenBank genome assembly.